GUUCCGGAUUUGGGUUUGAGUCACUUUGUGUGGGAUUUGAAGUCGAAAGUUGCCUGCCGCCAGUCUCCACCACCGCAGCUGCUCGACUGACCCGACUAACACCUCGACACCCGAAAUCACCAAACCAACUACUCCCCGAUCCCCCGAACUCGACACCCAGUUGCCCAGCAUGGAGUCCGAGUCCGACCACGACCACCGCGAUGACGAGAGCAUGUCGGAACAUGAGGAGAUUGAGGAGACGAAGCCAAAGUCCGCGAUGAAGAAGGGCCGGGAACCAGUGGCGCCCGUCGUGCGCCCAGAGCUUCCCGAACAACCAGACCCAAGCACCCUCGAUCUCACCGCGCUGAACCCGCUGUCGCCCGAAAUCAUCUCCCGCCAAGCCACAAUCAACAUUGGAACCAUUGGUCACGUCGCCCACGGAAAGAGUACUGUCGUCAAGGCCAUCUCCGGUGUGCAGACGGUCCGUUUCAAGAACGAACUCGAGAGGAAUAUUACCAUCAAGCUCGGUUAUGCCAACGCGAAGAUCUACCAGUGUGACAACCCAGAGUGCCCUCGCCCAACAUGCUACCGGUCAUACAAGAGCGACAAGGAGGUCGACCCCGCUUGCGAGCGUGAAGGAUGUGAAGGCAAAUACAGACUGAAGCGCCACGUCUCUUUCGUCGACUGCCCCGGUCACGACAUUCUCAUGAGCACAAUGUUGUCAGGUGCCGCCGUCAUGGACGCUGCACUGCUCUUGAUCGCCGGAAACGAGACUUGCCCGCAACCGCAGACAAGUGAGCAUCUUGCUGCCAUUGAGAUCAUGAAGCUGAACCACAUCAUCAUUCUUCAAAACAAGGUUGAUCUGAUGCGGGAAGACAGCGCUGCGUCGCAUUACGAGUCCAUCCUCAAGUUCAUCCGCGGAACCGUCGCUGAUGGCUCGCCUAUCAUCCCCAUCUCUGCCCAGUUGAAGUUCAACAUCGAUGCCAUCAACGAACACCUCAUCAGCAAGAUCCCCGUCCCAGUACGAGACUUCUCUGCGAAGCCUCACAUGAUUGUUAUUCGAUCCUUUGACGUCAACAAGCCUGGUGCUGAAAUCGAUGAGCUAAAGGGAGGUGUUGCUGGUGGUAGUAUCUUGACUGGUGUAUUGAAGCUAGGAGACGAGAUUGAAAUCAGGCCCGGUAUCGUGUCAAAGGACAGCGCCGGAAAGAUUCAGUGCAAACCCAUCUUCUCAAGAGUAGUGUCUCUAUUUGCCGAGCACAACGACCUGAAGUUCGCCGUUCCGGGAGGACUGAUUGGUGUCGGUACACGCGUUGACCCUACUCUGUGCCGUGCGGAUCGUCUCGUUGGUUUCGUCCUUGGUCUCCGUGGACAUCUCCCCAACAUCUACACUGAACUCGAAGUCAACUACUUCCUCCUCCGAAGAUUGCUUGGUGUCAAGACUGCGGACGGCAAGCAGGCCAAGGUAGCCAAGCUUGCAAAGAACGAAGUAUUGAUGGUUAACAUUGGAUCAACCGCUACCGGUGCCAAGGUUGUUGCUGUCAAGGCUGACGCUGCUCGUCUGUCCCUCACUUCACCUGCAUGCACAGAGAUCGGUGAGAAGGUGGCGUUGUCCAGACGUAUCGAGAAGCACUGGCGUCUCAUCGGCUGGGCCAACAUUGUAGCUGGUAACAUUCUCCAACCUAUCGUCGACUGAGCGGGCAUGGCGCGUAGUGGGGUAGCUCUCGAGGAGUAGAACGACAAACUUUACGAAGGGACGACGUAGACAUAAGCGGUAUGACGGCAAAACACGUGCAUUUGGUUCCUAGCAUUUUUUGCCGGAGUCGGUUGCGCUUGGAGAUGGGCACCAAAAGUGGUUUUCUCGCAGCUGUGUUUUAGACAGCAUCUCGAAGCCAUGACGGCAGAGGGCUAGCGUCACUAGGGAGCGAGCGUCUUGUGUAUCAGUACGUUCUCCAGCACAGUGUAGCCGCAUAUAAUGAAACAUGUACAUCCACUGGAAUUGUUGGGAAUGCGGAUGACAGCGGGUCACGCAGGCGGAAAGUAGGCCGAUCUUCACAUGAAAGCCAUUCUGUAACAUGUGCAAGAAGCUGGCCUACCAACGUCAGAUCAGCGUGCUAGCCUACAUUUGCCUCACAGUCCCCU
Alternaria rosae is the source of this 2118-nucleotide messenger RNA. RefSeq names its product eukaryotic translation initiation factor 2 subunit 3. NCBI's taxonomy places the organism in Eukaryota, Fungi, Ascomycota, Dothideomycetes, Pleosporales, Pleosporaceae. The transcript has 5 exons. Gene Ontology annotation, molecular function: GTPase activity; GTP binding; translation initiation factor activity. Gene Ontology annotation, biological process: formation of translation preinitiation complex; positive regulation of translational fidelity. Gene Ontology annotation, cellular component: cytosol; eukaryotic translation initiation factor 2 complex. The record is from RefSeq and is a predicted model, not a curated record. The coding region runs from base 170 to 1672 and encodes 500 amino acids.